GGUCCGCGCAGCGCAGAGAGGAAGUGGGAGUCUCGGGACUCUGCUUAGGUCGCUGUUUGCUGUCAAGUCUCUAUUAAUUUCCUCUGUUCUGGGUCGAGCCGGGUCUGGGGGAUGCGGCGCAACCCCCCGCUUUCCGAAGCCUGACCCCGUCCCAGUCCCUAGCCCUCCUCCUACUGUCCGAAUGGAGAAGCGUAAGCGCGCUUAUAGGAGUUCCAUUAAAAGCUAAGUUGCUAAGAAGUUAGAGUCAAGUUUCAUACCAUGGAUCCUUUGGGUGCUCCUUCCCAGUUUGUGGAUAUUGAUACUCUGCCCAGCUGGUUUGAAUGGUAUGAAGCAGAUGAAGUAAUUUCCUCAGAAACAUUAACUGAAAAAUUCCAGGAUGAAGUCAUCAGAUCACCUUUUCCCUUCAGUAAAGAGCUCAGUGGAAAAGUAAUUCUUUGGAAAGGAGAUGUAGCUUUACUAAACUGUACAGCUAUAGUCAACACCAGCAAUGAAAGUCUCACGGAUAAGAAUCCAGUGUCAGAAAGCAUCUUUAUGCUUGCAGGGCCUGACUUGAAAGAAGAACUCCAGAAACUCAAAGGUUGCCGAACAGGGGAAGCAAAGCUUACGAAAGGAUUCAAUCUGGCUGCCCGAUUCAUCAUUCAUACCGUGGGACCUAAAUACAAGAACCGCUAUCGCACAGCAGCUGAAAGCUCUCUGUAUAGCUGCUACAGAAACGUACUCCAAUUGGCAACGGAGCAGGCAAUGUCUUCUGUAGGAUUUUGUGUCAUCAAUUCUGCAAAAAGAGGAUAUCCUUUAGAAGAUGCAACCCACAUAGCACUUCGCACAGUGAGAAGAUUCCUAGAAAUUCAUGGGGAGACCAUUGAAAAAGUAGUAUUUGCUGUUUCUGAGCUUGAAGAGGCCACCUACAGAAAGCUACUGCCUUUAUAUUUUCCAAGGUCAUUAAAGGAAGAAAGUGAAUCUUUGCCAUACCUUCCUGCAGAUAUUGGGAAUGCCGAAGGGGAACCAGUGGUACCAGAGCGACAGAUCAGAAUAAGUGAAAAGCCAGGUGCUUUGGAUGACAACCUAGAAGAGGAAGAUGAGGGCUUGGGAGCUGAUCUCUCCUUUAUUGGGUCUCAUGCUUUUGCUCGAAUGGAGGGAGAUGUUGAUAAGCAGAGACGACUGAUCCUUCAGGGACAGCUCUCAGAGGCAGCACUGCAGAAACAGCAUCAAAGAAAUUAUAAUCGCUGGCUAUGUCAAGCAAGAGCAGAGGAUCUAUCUGAUAUUGCUUCUUUAAAAGCCUUGUACCAAACAGGUGUAGAUAAUUGUGGUCGCACUGUGAUGGUGGUGGUUGGAAGAAACAUUCCUGUAACAUUAAUAGAUAUGGACAAAGCUUUGUUAUAUUUUAUCCAUGUAAUGGAUCACAUUGCUGUCAAAGAAUAUGUCUUAGUAUACUUUCAUACACUUACUAGCGAGUACAAUCACCUGGACUCUGACUUCCUGAAGAAACUCUAUGAUGUUGUUGAUAUCAAAUACAAGAGGAACUUGAAAGCAGUUUACUUUGUACAUCCAACAUUUCGAUCAAAGGUAUCAACAUGGUUUUUCACCACAUUUUCUGUCUCAGGACUAAAGGACAAAAUCCACCAUGUGGAUAGCCUCCACCAGCUAUUUGCUGCCAUAUCCCCAGAACAGAUUGACUUUCCACCCUUUGUUCUUGAAUAUGAUGCCAGGGAAAAUGGACCUUACUAUGCGUCUUAUCCCCCAUCACCAGAUCUCUGACCUUCCGUCUUGUAGCACUGCUGGUUUCCAAGGAUCACUAUCAUCUCCAUGGCCUGCUACUUGUCGAAUUGAACUUCAUUUGUGCUGUACAGAAUUCAGAGAAGGUCUUUUGUCCCCACCUCUCUGAUAUUUUUUUAUUGACAUUAUAUUUUCAGGCACAUAAACAAUCUGCAAAUGUUAGGUUAUUGUACACUGCAUACCACUGUUUUAAAUUUGUAUAUGUGUUCUAAUGGAAAUAGUGAUAUUUCAGGAUAAAAGGAAAGAAAGGUUUUAUAUCUGCAUCCCCUGGUGGAAAGCAACUUUCAAAGGUCUUCAAUUUCCUGAAAAGACAUCAGCCUGUUGGACAGUCUGUCAAUCUUGAUCAUAUUGUCACCAUAGUAUUGAAAGCUGCCUGGGGCAUUGAGCCAUUUGUAAGAAUGUACAGAACCAUUCAGACUACCCUUAUCAGAUAGAUACCUUGCUUCCAAACCUGUUGUGGUAUUUACUUAACUUAUAUAUAUGAAUAUUUUCCCUAUGACAGAGAAGAAUGGUAUAAAACUGAGGAUGUCGGAAGUGAUUGGACUGAAAUUCUACUACUUCAUGAAAGGUCAUCAAAAUGUUUAGCAGAAUUGGAGUUGUGUUAAGUGCCAGGCUUGUAUCCCUGAAUUAGAUAAUCUGUGGGGUUGCCAUUGUUUUGCUCUUAACAGUAUGAUAAAAGGAUGUCUUUUUUCACUCUUUUCUGUAA
This is a messenger RNA of Antechinus flavipes (yellow-footed antechinus), 2479 nucleotides long. RefSeq names its product ganglioside induced differentiation associated protein 2 (gene GDAP2). The transcript has 14 exons. The record is from RefSeq and is a predicted model, not a curated record. Bases 259 to 1755 code for a protein of 498 amino acids. Lineage: Eukaryota; Metazoa; Chordata; Mammalia; Dasyuromorphia; Dasyuridae.